Necator americanus (New World hookworm) is the source of this 300-nucleotide messenger RNA. RefSeq lists its product as uncharacterized. The transcript has a single exon. The record is from RefSeq and is a predicted model, not a curated record. Lineage: Eukaryota; Metazoa; Nematoda; Chromadorea; Rhabditida; Ancylostomatidae. The coding region runs from base 1 to 300 and encodes 99 amino acids.
AUGAAUGGCGGUACACUCGUCAUGCGUGGAGAGAAAGUUCCGUCGCUGAAUGUAUUCGAUGUUGGUUUUGAUGUACACCCAUCUCUCGUCCAUCUUGUCGAUUCUCACGGGAUCCUGUCACCUCGUCUGGCCAUUCUUCGCCUCCGCCCUCAAAAACCCAUCAGUAUCAUCAACUGCUUCUCACUAACAUCAGCAGCCGAUGACCUCCUACAAAUUCGUCAUCGGGGACUUCAACGCAAAACUAGGAAAGGCAGAAGAGGAAUACAGGAACGGAAAAUUUGGACCAGGGGACCGGAAUGA